CCGCCCUUCUCCAUCACACACGCCUACCACUCGCACCUCUCCUCCUCCCCUCACCUCCCACACCCAAUCGCAGCCAUCCACUCCCUCUGCGACCUCGUCUCUCACCACUCCCCCUCUCUCCGCACCGUCAGCGAGCUAAUCACCUUGAUUCAACACCACUCCUCCCUCCUCUCGGCCUCCCUCCCCAACCCCACACCCGCGCGCGCAGGGACAGACCUCUUUGCGCGCUUCGUCAUUAGCCUCGACUGGCGUGCGGGCUCCUUCGAGGAGGACAAGGAGAGACUAAUCCACGUAGCCCGAGAGUACGCAGAGAAGACGGUCCCUGCCACUCGGGGACGCAUCGUUCAGAGGGCAGGCGUCUUCCUACCUCAAGGGGGAAAGGUAUUGACCCACUCCUACUCCCGAGUGGUUAUGCAGCUCCUAGCCUCCCUGGCUGUGGAGCGAAACCUCUCCGUGUACGUCACCGAGUCUCGUCCUUCUGGGCUGGGAAUCAAGACGUACAAUGAGUUGCGGGCAAAGGGAAUCCCCGCCACACUCGUACUGGAUGCGGCUGUAGGCGUCGUGAUGCCGCGUGUGGACGUUGUGCUGGUAGGGGCAGAGGGCGUCGCAGAGAGUGGCGGAGUGGUUAAUGCUUUGGGCACAUUUCAGCUUGGGUUGGUGGCAAAGAGUGCUGGCAAGCCCUUCUAUGCUGCGGCGGAGAGCUACAAGUUCCUGCGCCUCUUCCCCCUCUCGCAGGACGACCUGCCCACGACAAAGGAAACGCUCCCUCUUCCCCCGCCUGGGGUGCCCGCUCAAUCAGGAGAGUCACAAGCGCGCAUCAUGAGUGCGGAGCAAGAAGCGCUGAAUCCCUCGGUCGACUACACGCCCCCGGACCUCGUAACGGCAAUCAUAUCCGACGUGGGCGUCCUCACGCCAGGAGGAGUGGCCGACGCCCUCUUGCAGGCUUACGGCGGGGCGUGA
Molecule: messenger RNA, 960 nt
Organism: Jaminaea rosea
Lineage: Eukaryota; Fungi; Basidiomycota; Exobasidiomycetes; Microstromatales
Product: nagb/rpia/CoA transferase-like protein
Exons: 4
Biological process (GO): translational initiation
Cellular component (GO): eukaryotic translation initiation factor 2B complex
Molecular function (GO): guanyl-nucleotide exchange factor activity; translation initiation factor activity
Source: RefSeq, a predicted model, not a curated record